Messenger RNA from Laetiporus sulphureus 93-53, 786 nucleotides. RefSeq lists its product as uncharacterized. The record is from RefSeq and is a predicted model, not a curated record. The annotation marks the transcript as partial. NCBI's taxonomy places the organism in Eukaryota, Fungi, Basidiomycota, Agaricomycetes, Polyporales, Laetiporaceae. The transcript is spliced from 7 exons.
CUGUUGGCGUACCAAUUCAAUUGGGUGUUGUAUGGUGUGCUAGUCAUGCAAGUUUACACAUAUCAUCAAGUGUCAUUUAGAGAUCAUGUCGCCAUAAAAUGUCUCGUCUAUGGUUUAUUUGCUCUAGAAACUGUGCGGACGAUACUCCUCACCCACGACUCGUUCCAACAACUGGCGCUGAAUUGGGGAAGCCUGGAAGGCCUGUACACGCUCAAUUAUCUGUGGUUGGAUGUUCCGAUCUUCAUUGGAAUAAGCAGCGUCUGUAUUCAGUGCUUCUAUGCGUGGCACAUAUACAUCCUCGGACAAUCCAAAGCGUUGAGCAUUUUGAUCCUGUUGGUUGCCUUGAUGCAAUGUGGAGGGGCAUUUGCUGAAGGAAUCCUCUCCAAGGUCUAUUCAAAUGUUCCCGGUACACAGAUCAAUACUCUCAGGAGCUGCACAGUUUGGCUGGCAGGAACUUCCACUUGCGAUGUCAUAAUUGCAUGUUCGAUGGUAUACCAUCUUUCACGAAAGCGGACAGGAUAUAAAAGCACGGACAUUGUUAUAAAUAAACUCAUCCAACUUGUGAUUGAAACUGGUAUGGCUACUGCUAUCAUCGCCAUCAUUGAGCUUUCUCUGUUCCUCCAGUUCAAGCAUAAUUUCUAUCAUAUUGUGCCUGCGCUCCUGCUCUCGAAGAUGUACAGCAACUCAUUGCUGGCCCUUCUUAACAAUCGGGUGUCUCUCCGGAACCAGGCUUCUAAUCCCAAUUCAUCAAUGUCCCCUGCUAUCUGGCGUGACAGCAGCGAAUGA